Molecule: messenger RNA, 696 nt
Organism: Leptosia nina
Lineage: Eukaryota; Metazoa; Arthropoda; Insecta; Lepidoptera; Pieridae
Source: the annotation of a GenBank genome assembly
AUGCAAGCAAUGAGUGCUAGUACAAGCGCGCCUCGUGCGCCGCAGCGUUCGCCCUUCGCGAUCCAAGAACUGCUGGGCUUGUCGGACUCCCGGGACACCAGGGACCGCUAUUUCGAGAACCGGGAAGAUCGUGUGUUGAACUUAUCCGAGAACAGAGAACCGAGGGGACCCUACGCGCCACAGUUUCCGUUGCCAGCGUCUAUGGCAAGCCGUGUGGCUUAUGCCGCCGCUUUUAACGCCCAAGCAGCAGUUGCCGCAGCUUUCCUACCCGGCCCCCCUUUGCUGCAUCCUCCACCGGGUUUCCCGCAAAUCAAGUCGCCCUACAGCCCCUCCGCGCAGCAGCACCUUACAGCCGUCCGUCAGCUAUACUCAGGUGUAUCAUCGUUAGAGGCCGCAAAAGACUUCACUGUAGACGGUCUAACAGGCUACAACGGCAAGAAGAAGAAGAAAAAAAGGAGACAUAGCCGGACGAUCUUCACCUCCUACCAACUGGAUGAACUCGAAAAGGCCUUCAAGGACGCCCACUACCCCGAUGUAUAUGCAAGGGAGAUGCUAUCGCUUAAGACAGACUUACCCGAGGAUAGGAUACAGCAAGAGGAAAAUUCUUUGAUAGCAGACGAAAAUGGCUCGUAUGCAGUGGUUUUGGAGUUUAACAUGGCAGCGUUGCGCAGGAAAUUCGGUAUAAUAGCCUCCUAG